Messenger RNA from Jaculus jaculus (lesser Egyptian jerboa), 2298 nucleotides. Its product is annotated as disintegrin and metalloproteinase domain-containing protein 1b-like. The record is from RefSeq and is a predicted model, not a curated record. Gene Ontology annotation, cellular component: sperm head plasma membrane; plasma membrane; external side of plasma membrane. Gene Ontology annotation, molecular function: metalloendopeptidase activity. Lineage: Eukaryota; Metazoa; Chordata; Mammalia; Rodentia; Dipodidae. Bases 16 to 2298 code for a protein of 760 amino acids. The transcript has a single exon. Gene Ontology annotation, biological process: proteolysis; male gonad development; binding of sperm to zona pellucida.
ACUUGGGCUCCCCAGAUGAAGGGUCGGAGGCUGGCUCUAGCACCAGAACACCUGUGUGUCAGGUUGGUGUCCAUGUUGCUCUUGGGGAUCCCCUUUAUCUCGAAUAUCAGCUGUGACGUGAGAUCAGCACACUAUUCUUCUCAUGAAAUCGUCAUCCCCCAAAGUCUGACAGCCAAGGGGAGUAAAGACCCAGGAGAGAAGGUGUCCUACAUGCUGUUUAUGCAAGGCCAGAAGCAGCUGGUACACCUGAAGGUGAAGAGAGGCUAUUCUGUGGAUGACUUUCCAGUCUACAGUUACCACAAUGGUACCCUGCGGCAAGAGAUGCCUUUCAGCUCGCAUGACUGCCACUAUGAAGGCUACAUAGAAGGAGUGCCCGGUUCCUUUGUUUCUGUCGACACCUGCUCAGGCCUCAGGGGCGUCCUGGUUAAGGGGGAAACAUCCUAUGGCAUCGAGCCCAUGGUCUCUUCUGAACGGUUUGAACAUGUUCUGUACACCAUGGCACACCAAGGUCGAGUCUCCUGCAGUGUCAUGUCCAAAAACAGCCAAGAGGACGCCAGGCAGCGCCAAAAGAGUAGGAAGCUUCAACAUAUGCAGGAGACCUCCUUCUUGUGGUCACACACCAAGUAUGUGGAGAUGUUUGUCGUGGUCAACAACCAGAGGUUCCGGAUGUGGGGCAGUAACAUCAGUGAGACCGUGCGGGCAGUGGUGGACAUCAUUGCCCUGGUCAACAGCUUCACCAGGGCCAUCAACACGGAGGUAGUGCUGGCGGGAUUGGAAAUCUGGACUGAGGGGGACCUGAUAGAGGUCCCAGUGGACCUGCGAGUGACACUCAGGAAUUUCAACCGCUGGAGGCAAGAGAAGCUCCUCCACCGUGUGAGGCACGAUGUUGCCCACAUGAUCGUUGGGCAUCAUCCUGGAGAGGACACAGGCCAGGCGUUUGUCAACGGUGCCUGCUCCAGCGGAUUUGCGGCGGCCGUCGAGUCCUUCCAUCACGAAGAUGUCCUCCUGUUUGCCGCGCUCAUGGCCCAUGAGCUUGGGCACAACCUGGGUAUUCAGCAUGACAUUGAGGCCUGCACUUGUGAAGAGAGGCGCUUCUGCCUCAUGCACGCAAAUAUCACUAAACACAGUGGCUUCAGCAACUGCAGCUCCGACUUCUACUACCAUUUCCUUCACGAGCACAGAGGGGCCUGCCUAUUGAACAGACCGUGGCGCCCAAGCCGCCAGCGCAGGGAUGCCCGAUGUGGAAAUGGGGUGGUGGAGCCACCGGAGCAGUGUGACUGUGGCUCCGCUUGUGAAAGCAACCAAUGCUGUGAUACAAACUGUCAACUGAAAGGGGAGGCACAGUGUAGUAAUGAGCCCUGCUGUAGUCGAUGCCAAUUUAAAAAGAAGGGACAAAUUUGCCGUCAUACUGAAAAUCUAUGUGACCUUUUAGAGUUCUGUGAUGGAAUUUCUUCAUACUGCCCCGAAGACAGGGUGAUGCAAGAUGGCUCAAUAUGUUAUGAAUCGUAUCAGUGUCUCCAUGGUCAGUGCAUAGACCCUAACAGUCAGUGCUCACAGAUUUAUGGAUUUGGUGCCUUGUCUGCCCCAAAAGAUUGUUACAGUUCACUGAACAGCAAAGGAAACCGGUUUGGAAAUUGUGGUAUACCCUCCCAGCCUGGGGGAAGCUAUGCCACGUGUACAGAUGAGGAUAUAUUUUGUGGGAAACUUAUAUGUACAGCGGUUUCUUUCUUACCACCGAUCAAAGACAAGUACACCCUGAUCCAGGUACCUCACGAAGCGGGGUGGUGCUGGAGCAUGGAUGCCUUUGACAAACACGAUAUCCCUGACGAAGCAGUUGUACAGAAUGGCACUUACUGUGCCCCAGGGAAAGCUUGCAUGAACUCCCAUUGUGUUAAUUCUUCCUUCGUUCCAACUUCAUGCACACCAGAGGAAUCGUGUAAUGGGAAUGGAGUUUGCAAUGAUUUGGGGAACUGCCAUUGUAAUCCUGGCUUUGCUCCCCCCGACUGCAAAAGAAAAGGAGAUGGGGGAAGUGUGGACAGUGGUCCCCCUGGUAGCCCAACGGUUAAACCUCCACCACAAAGCGAUGGAGGUCAAGUUAAUCAAAGUGAUGAUGACUUGGAGCUAGAUGUACGCUUAUUAGCCAUGAGUAUAGUUUUGGGGUUAUUAGCAGUAUUUGUAAUUAUCUGCGGCAUCUGGGCUUAUAGACGCUCACAAGCUGCUGAACAAGAGUCUCCUUCAGAGUCCACAUCCUUGUCCUCUGAAGAGGUCUCAGAAGCUUCUGGAUCAGAAAAGAAAUAA